Molecule: messenger RNA, 872 nt
Organism: Helianthus annuus (common sunflower)
Lineage: Eukaryota; Viridiplantae; Streptophyta; Magnoliopsida; Asterales; Asteraceae
Product: GRF-interacting factor 1
Exons: 4
Coding region: 116-712 (198 amino acids)
Biological process (GO): cell population proliferation; positive regulation of transcription by RNA polymerase II; leaf development
Cellular component (GO): nucleus
Molecular function (GO): transcription coactivator activity
Source: RefSeq, a predicted model, not a curated record
UUAUAACACUCAAGUUUUGAAACCAGAAAUAAAACAUCUAAGGGGGGGUCAUCAGGUGAAUAAAUAAAGUUGUAGCAGAAGAUAGUUCAGUUCAGUUCAGAUCACAGAAAGAAACAUGCAGCAACAACUCAUGCAGCAGCAGCAGCAGCAACACACAGGUGCUUUCAACACCACAAGUGUGACUACUGAUCACAUCCAACAGUAUUUGGAUGAAAACAAGGCACUCAUCUUGAACAUUCUGGAGAAUCAGAGUACUGGGAAGUUCAGUGAAUGUGCAGAAAACCAAAGUAGGCUACAACACAACCUUAUGUACUUGGCUGCAAUAGCUGAUUGUCAACCAAAGCAAUCUCCUAUUCGUCUUCAGCCAUACACAAACUCCAUGCAGCAACAAAUGCAAAUGCAAAUGCAAAUGCAACCCCAACACAUGGUCCCACAGCCUCAUAUGAUGGCUCAAUCACAUACAGGGUUUGGUCAGCAAUCUCCCUUUUCAAUGCACCACCAUGCCGGCAUGGUGCCAAGUGGAACCAGUGGGACCAGUCUUGACGGUGACGGGUCCGGAUUAGCCCAACCCGUGUUUGGGGAUGGGUCAGGGGGCAUUAGUGGAUCAACAAGGUGGUCAAUACCUAAAGAGAACAUAAGCACUGGUUCUAGUGAAGGUAUUGUUGGCGCCCACCCACAAAAGAAAGGAAAACUCACUAGACCUGGGACUUAGUAGAGUUUUGACCUUGGUCAACGUUCGGGUGUUGGUUUGACAUUAGUUGACUUUUUUAAGGUGUUGUACAAGCUCUAGCUUGUUCAUGUUGUAAUAAGACAGUCUACAUGAAUGUGAAUACGGAUCAAUAGUUUUUAACGAGUGUUUUGUUGUCACUGGC